CUAAAAUCCCACACCGCGCCGUCUUCCUUCCCCAGAGGCGCCGCCGCCUUCCCCAGCCGGCCAUCUUGGGCUGGCAAAUCUGUACCGACGUUAACGCCAUCAUCCCGUGCCUGUUGCACCAGAAUUCACUGCAAUUCCGUAAAAAGAAAGGGGGCACAGCCCCAAUCCCUCAGAAGGGGCCGUCUGGCUGUGUUGUAGUGUCAUCUUUCGUCUUAUCCCAUCGUCCAUCUGUCCUUUGCCUUUGACCGCCUGUCCAGCAAAGCGGCAAAGCACCCACGCAGCCUUGCCCCACCAAAGCAACGCAGCGACCCGACCGCGCGGUUCCGGCCAGUGUAGGUUCAAUCGGUCGAGUCGCCCUAUCCGAUCGAUCGACCAGUCCCCGCCGAGCAUCCCCGGCUUGGCCCCGCCAGUCGAACCGACGAGUCGCUCACCUCCCCACCGGCAGUGGGGUACUGGCCACACCAUGCCGACCGGCCAGCCGGAUCUGGCUAUCCUCAGCGCCGAGCAGUACGACGACGGCUCCUCCUCCUCCCGUGACAACGCCCGCAGGCCCGCCGCCCCCUCCAGCAGCGACGAUGUGCCGGCCCCGAGGAAGCGCGCGAGGAGGCCGCCCGUGGCCUCUGGGGACGCCGGCGGCGGCAGCACCACGGCGACGGCCACUGAAGGGGACGCCGGCGGCGGCAGCGGCGGCGGCGAGAAGAAGCGUGCGCGCGGGCGGCCCCGCCUGACCGCCGACGACGAGUCCGCCGCCGAGCGCAGGCGCACGCAGAUCCGGCUGGCGCAGCGCGCGUACCGCAACCGCAAGGAGACGGCCAUCACCACGCUCGAGCAGCAGGUCAAGGACCUGCGCGACACGAACGAGGAGAUGAGCCACGCCUUCAUGGCCCUGCACGACUUUGCCGUCCAGCGCGGCCUGCUGGACACCAGGCCCGACUUUGGCGAUCGCCUGCGCUCCACCACGGAGAGAUUCGUCGCCCUCGCUCGCAAGACGGCGGAGGUUGGGGCUGUCGAGGAUGAGGCCGACGCCCCUGAGCCGGCCGGGGCGGACAACGCGGGCAGGAAAACUAAGGCACGGGCUGGCACACCAAGUUCUGAGGAAGUCGAAGAGGUGCCGAGGGCCACGGAUCGCCCUUCUGUAGGAGCCAGUGCACUGCCGCAACAACAGCAACAGCCGCAGCAGAUGCUGUACGGAGGCUUCGUGGUCUCACAAGAAUACGUCCCGAACCUGGACGCCUCCAUGCCCAACUACGGCUUCGGCGACGCGGUCCUGGGCGGGAACCUCGACCUCGACGUCGGCAUCGGCGGGUCCGCGUGGAACGAGCUCGAGACCAUCACGCAGCCGACCAUGGACAACGCCAGCUUCCCCCUGACCGAGGACCAAAUCUUCUCCAUCAUGGGCGGCGGCACCACCGCCGCCGCCCCGUCCCCGCUGCCGCACCCGGCCCUGCCGUCGCCGCCGCGCACCUACGCCGCGUCCGAGUCGACGUUUGGCCGGCGCCUGCAGCGCUUCGCCGUCGAGCGCGCCCUGUCGCUCAUCUCGAUGCCGAACCCGCCGCCCCUGCGCCUCGUGCGCGUCUUCGGCUUCUGCCUGCCCUUCGAGAGCGCCGACGACAUCCGCCGGCGGCUCAGCAGCGCCCUGAGCCGUCCCCAGGGUCAGUCCAUGUUUUACUGGCAGUACCCCUUCCACCACCUGGGCGGCGCCGGCUCGCACUUCCCCCCGGGCACCGUGUCCUCGACCCCUACUGACCCAGCCCGGUUCGGGGCCGCCCCCACAGUCGAUACCAGGACCCAGCAGCAGCAGCAGCAGCGUAGCUUCGCGGUAGGCAACCAGGGCACCGCCGACGUCAUGCGGCCGCGCAACGGCGCAGGCUUCGGCAUGGGGCCCUUUACGCAGCCCGUGUCUGAGUCGGGCUCGUCGCACCUCGACGCCCGCCAGCGCAUCAAGGUGCCCGGGUUCGAGGGGGACUUUUACGACUCGGACGAGGUCGAGCUGUGGCUGCGCCGUCGGGGCGUCGACAUCGCCCCCGCCCAGGACUACGUCACUACCGAGGUCGACCUGUCCGCGUUCGACCAGCCGGGCUCGCCUGGGGAGGGGAACGCCUCUUCCUUGUACCCCGCCGCCCCCGAGGGCCUGUUCCCCACCCCGGACAUCAUGGGAUACAAGGCGCUCGACAGCGGCGCGGCGGGCGGAGUCGGAGAUUUCGGGUCCUUGGGGACGGCGUCAGCGACCGCCUUGCCGACCACGGCGGCGCCAACGGGGCCGCACUUGCUGCCUCCCCCGUCGUCAGCGCAGGAGCGUUCGCCACCCAAUAUGUGGAGUACAGGUUCCGAGAAUCUGCUGGCCGACAUGUCGACCUUUAUGUUCUCGGGCGUUUCCUUCGAUUCCCAGGAUAUGUUUGCUGCACCCUCAGCGAGCGCUGGCGACUUCACGGCCAGGAACAACAUGCAAUUCAUGCCGGACCUUUCCAUGCCCCAGCAGGCGCAGCAGCCGGCGACCCCCCGCAAGACAUUGAUCACGCUCGAUGUUUCCAUCUUUGUGCAGAAGUUAACCGAGAAGGCGACAUGUCUGGGGAGAUCACCUGGGUUCCGGAUCGACAAUGUACGGCAAGCAUUUCUUGCCUCGGCGCAUCGUCUCUCAAUGACUGUAUGACGAGAGAGUUAUUUUUGGAAAGAGAAAUCUGGGCGGUGUUUAUAGAUAUCCCAUUCCAUCUCAAG
Gaeumannomyces tritici R3-111a-1 is the source of this 2715-nucleotide messenger RNA. RefSeq lists its product as hypothetical. The coding region runs from base 464 to 2650 and encodes 728 amino acids. The record is from RefSeq and is a predicted model, not a curated record. Gene Ontology annotation, molecular function: DNA-binding transcription factor activity. Gene Ontology annotation, biological process: regulation of DNA-templated transcription. The transcript has 2 exons. Lineage: Eukaryota; Fungi; Ascomycota; Sordariomycetes; Magnaporthales; Magnaporthaceae.